CAAAACUAAGCGGACGUGACAAAAUAAUCCGUUCCUCAUGGCAUUAAGAUUUAAUUGUUCGGAACUGAUUAUUCCACCGUCAGAAGCACAUUGCCAUCAAAAACCGCUCGUAGAUUAUGACGAAAAAUCACGGGAAAUGGUAAAAUUCAUCUCCGACGUUGAAUAUUUUGUGGAUCAUUUUGAGGCAACGAUCAGGCAGCGUAACGUUUACCGUAGAAGGUUCGAUUUCCAGCUGAUGGAUAUUGAGGAAAAUUUGAGGAAGCUGAUCGUUAAAGCUGAUCAGGCCAUAAGAAUUCCAGCUCCAAGGACAGAUUACCAGCUGAAGGCUUGCUGUAAUAUCUUUUUCCAAAAUUAUAGGGAGUUGAAAACUCAUUACUACAGAUAUCACAGUGCUACCAGCAAUUAUCGACCUGUGAUGCAAUCCGGUCCGGGAAAGUUGGAAUAUUUUCGGCAAAGGUUGGAAGAAUAUUUGACCACAGGGACCCGGUACAGUAAUGAGCUGUUGUUGCUACUUAAGAAAGUACUAAUGCAGGUACGAUUGAUCAUGCUGAAGGAUACGCCGGUCAAAGUGGAAGAUAGAAAAGCUGUUCGUAUUUAUCAUUGGAAGGAUUUCAAACCGGAGAUUAUUUUGUGCUGAUUGGUGAGAUUGAAAUACAGCUUUGAGUGCGGUUUUUUUGUAAAUCUUAAAAAUGUUUUCGAAAUAUUCCAAACAAACGGCGAGCCCCUCAGAGCCAAAGGUGAAAAAUUUUAAAAUUUUGAAUUAAUACACCAACCUAGCAUAUGCAUUAAAAAAUGGACUUUUUUCGAAUGAUGGUUUGAAAUAAAUCCAAACAAAUAAUUGAGUGCUGUUAAUUUUCAAUGUAACGUAAUAAUAUUACUUAACUUAGAAAAAAUACAUAACUCCUUUCA
This is a messenger RNA of Uranotaenia lowii, 909 nucleotides long. RefSeq lists its product as uncharacterized. The record is from RefSeq and is a predicted model, not a curated record. Bases 38 to 637 code for a protein of 199 amino acids. The transcript has 4 exons. NCBI's taxonomy places the organism in Eukaryota, Metazoa, Arthropoda, Insecta, Diptera, Culicidae.